Molecule: messenger RNA, 915 nt
Organism: Arthroderma uncinatum
Lineage: Eukaryota; Fungi; Ascomycota; Eurotiomycetes; Onygenales; Arthrodermataceae
Product: YIP5
Exons: 4
Coding region: 1-915 (304 amino acids)
Biological process (GO): vesicle-mediated transport
Cellular component (GO): membrane; Golgi apparatus
Molecular function (GO): small GTPase binding
Source: RefSeq, a predicted model, not a curated record
AUGGCCAAUCGAGGCUACGACGCGGUAGUGGACGUUGACGCUGAGGGUGACCUUGGUCAUACAGAUCUUCAAGAAGACCUCGAAUUCCACUCCUCAAAUUUUGAUGAGACGCCUCGCAAUGCCAAAUCUCAUCCAGAUUCAUCCCCUUUCCUCGGCGGCUCAUCAUCUCGACAAGCCGGUUCACCAGGAGCUACAGCUGCGAUUGCGAAGAUCUGGAGUAUAGCAUUUUACAGUCGAUAUUUUGAUGUUGAUACAACAGAGGUAUUCCGACGAUGCGCCUCAACUCUCUACCCGAGAUCGAACUUCCUCGAUGUGCUUGAUGGCAACCCAGAUUUAUACGGACCAUUUUGGAUUGCUACAACCGUCGUAGUUAUCCUAUUCCUUACCGGUACUGUCUCUCAAUACCUAGCUAGAAAAGGCGACCAUCAUUUCGAGUACGAUUUCCGCCUUCUGUCUGGGGCUGCGGGACUUAUAUACGGUUAUACUUUCGUCCUACCAGUUGCCCUAUGGGGAGCAUUACGCUGGUUUGGCAGCUCAAGCGCAGAUUUGAUUGAGUGCUGGGCACUCUACGGAUAUGCAAAUUUGAUCUGGAUUGCUGUCGCGCUGGUGAGCUGGAGCCCACUUACCGCGCUGAAUUGGGCCCUUGUUGGGGUCGGAUUUGGAUGGACAGUCUUCUUCUUGCUGAGGAACCUUUAUCCGGUCCUGAGCGCAACGGACGUGAAAACUAGCAAAAUACUCCUGAUAGUGGUGAUUGUGUUGCAUGCUGCCCUGGCAAUCGCCAUCAAAGUCUUGUUCUUCGCCCAUGGAAGUUACGCAAAGAAGAAGCAUGACGACGACGACGACAAACACGACAAGCACGAUAAGGGUGAUAAGCAUGACGACAAAGACAAAGACAAGAACUCGAGGUUCUUCUAA